AUGUCAUUAUUCCCAGCAUAUAGUGCAGAAGCCCAAAACAAUGAAGAAAACCCAAAUUUACAGGAAAACACCACAGAAAAAGAUAAUACAUGGCUAAGCAACUCAAGUUUUCAAGUUAAUGUAGACCUUAUUAAGAAAGCAAAUGAUGACAAAAACAUUGAUGAAGCUCCAAAAAUUAAAAAACUCAAAAUCGAAAAACCCAAGAUUGUAGCUACCAAAGUAAAUCAAAAAGUUGACGAAGUUGAUGACAAACCUUAUUAUGUAGACGUAAAGGGUAAUAAGGAAUUUUUUAAUGUAAGAACCAUAUCUAGGCCUGCUGUUGCCAGAUAUAAAGUUGCGUUUUACCUUACAAAACAUAGAAGCAAAAAACAUAGGAUUAAAAGAUAUUAUCACAGGAGUUUGCAAGUGAAAGAAGUUGAGGUAAAUGAUGAUGAUGCAGAACCAAAAAAAAUUAAGUCAUCGAGAACAGAAUCGGCUCAUGGAUUGAUAGAAGAAGCUAACAUGUCACAAACAACGGCUAUGUACAACAAAUCAUUAUCGGAUAAUCCUAAAGAUAUUGAAGUGUGGCUUAAAUACGUUAAAUUCCAGGACACUUUGUAUCAAUUUGAAAAAGUAUAUAAAAAAGGAUCAAUGGCUAAGGCAUUACGAGUACUUGCAGAACGUAAGUUGUCCAUCAUCGACAAAGCGUUAACUCACAAUCCAAACUGUGAAAUAUUACUUCGAGAGCGACUGGGUGUUGCUGUGAGUACAUACCCCGCAGAUGAACUGCAAGUAAUGCUGAAAAAUACCGUCGAGAAGGAUCAGAGCAACAUUAUUUUUUGGCAGGGGUACAUUGAAACAACCCAAUGCAACAUGUCGUUGUGCAACACGCCAGCCGUGCUGAAUUUAUACACCAAAUGUUUGUCGGUUUUGCACAAACUACGACGCAACUCCAGCUUGGAUAGACCCACGUUGGAGGAAAGCAUACUGAAGAUGUUGUAUCAAUGCGGGUUGUUUAUGAAGCAAGCCGGGUUGUUUGAACAGCUCUGGACGCUCUUGAGAAUGUAUUUAGAGUUGAAUCUAUCGCCCGCAGACAAAGGCAAAUUCAACAUUGCGUCGGGUUUUCAGGAAUCGCAGUUGGUAGAACUGGAGGAAGUAGUUUUUACGUCGCAAUUACCUCUGCACGAGUUGUGGUUGAGAGUCGAAAAGUUACGGGAGUCGUGUCAUUGGUUGCCGUACUCAGGCGAUGACUGCGAAGAUUUGCAAAGAAUAGUCUUCACUGAAGACGUGAACGAGUUGAUUCACCCCAUCACAAUGCCGGAGAACACGUUUAAAAUGGUCGCCACCAUUUUAACGUUGCUAAAAAUACCGCUGCUACCGUGCAGACACACCACUAUGCAAGACUUGGGUUUAGAUUUUGUACCGUGGGCUUUGGACUCUCUAGAAAGCUUGCUGCCGAUAUAUUUAUCACUGAACGGCGUCGAUACGUUGAAGAAAAGCGUCUUUAUAGACCACAAGCUAGCUGUUGGGCCGCAGUAUCUAAAAAACCUCCCUGGACAGGACGAGUAUUUAGAUUUCAUAUUAACCACGAUUAAAAACUGUUCUGAUUGCUUGACAGGAGACGAUAAAAUAGCCGUUACAGUGUGGUGGUUUCGCUUCCAAAGGAUUCUAAUAGUUUUAAACAAUGUAGGAGGUUUCAACAUGUCUUCAAACUUGAAGAAGAAAAUCAAAAACAACAUCAAAAACCUACUGAAACUAGAGGAAAACCGCAACAACCAAAUGUAUUAUUCCGAGUAUGCUUUGAUAGAGCAUGAGCUGGGUAAUACCGAAAAAGCCGUUUCCGUCUUAAAAUCCACUUUGGCAGUUAAUAGAAAUAAAGAAAUCAACCUGGAAAAUCUCCCUACAAAUCAGUGCAAACUCCUUAAACAUUUAAUAGAAGUCAACGUGAAUAGUGAGGAAAACAUCAAAGACAUAUGCAGCUUUGUGUUGGGAAAAGAUCUCUCAACUAUCAAUGAAAAUAUAAUUGAAGAAGCCAUAAUGACGUCCAAUUCAAUCACCUCAAAACUAUUAGAACAAACUUUCAUCAAAAAACACCCUGUCCAACAAUUUAUGCCCGACUUCCUCACCGAUUUUACAAUUUGCACGGGUUGGUUAAUUUACCUAACCCAAGGCCCAGUCCAAUCAGGUUGCUUCAUUGAAGACCUCCUUUCGAAGUUAAAUUUACUUGAAAACGUUUCGUGGCAAAAAGAAAUCUUGUAUGAAUUUUAUGUCGCCAUUCUGUUUAAGUAUUCCUCGGAAAAUCCCGGAUCGGGGACUUUCAAGUUACUCGAUGAUGUGCUGCAUAAGGCCAUUGCAUUGUAUCCGAAUAAUUUGUUUGUGUUGGGUAUUCUUGCCAAAGAGCAGUUUUUAAUACAGGCUGUGGGGUAUCAGUGGUGGAAAGUGGAAAAUCUGCUUUUGAAGACCGAGCGGGUUUUUCCUAUUUUGUUGGCCCUUUUAAUACCUCUGGAGCAAUUCAUGAAUAUGCAGCACAGUGCCAUAGACACAAUCACUGGCCAAUAUUGCAUGCCAGCCGAAGGUGUCAAACUAUCAGAAAAAUCAAAAAUUCUUACAACUGAUGAAAUUAUUCAAAUAGCAGAUUUAUUUGUUAACGAAGGGGUAACAAAAAUUAGAUUAACAGGGGGUGAACCCACUACAAGAAAAGAUUUAACGGAUAUAAUAACCCAAUUAAAGCAAUUAAAUGGUUUAGAGUGUGUGGCAAUGACAACAAAUGGUUUGGUUCUCACCAGGCAAUUGGUUGCUUUGCAGAAAGCAGGUUUGGACAUUUUAAAUAUUAGUUUGGACACGAUUAAUAAAUCUCGUUAUGAAAAAAUUACCAGAAGGAAAGGUUUGGAAAGGGUAUUAAUGGGUAUAGACUUGGCUCUUCAGUUGGAUUAUAAUCCUGUAAAAAUAAACUGUGUUGUUAUAAAAAAUUUUAAUGAGGACGAAAUACUUGAUUUUGUUGAAAUGACUAAAGAAAAAAAUGUUGACGUAAGGUUCAUAGAAUAUAUGCCUUUUUCUGGCAACAAGUGGGAAGUUGAUAAAAUGGUAUCCUACAAGGAAAUGCUGGAUAUUAUCCAUAAAAAAUGGCCUGAAUUUUCUCCCCUUCCAAACGGUAAAAACGACACGUCAAAGGCGUGGAAAGUUCCAGGAUAUAAAGGACAAGUUGGUUUUAUAACAUCAAUGAGUGAACAUUUCUGUGGUUCAUGCAAUAGAUUAAGAAUUACUGCCGAUGGAAAUCUUAAAGUAUGUUUGUUUGGAAAUACUGAGGUCUCUCUAAGAGAUGCCAUUAGAAGCAAAUGUUCACAAGACGAUUUGGUGGCAUUAGUUCAAGCGGCUGUCAAAAGAAAGAAGAAACAACAUGCAGGGUUGCCAGCACACAAAAAACACGCCCUGUGGCCACUGCAUACUUUAAAAACGAACCCAUCUAGUCAUCCAAACUUGCUAACGGCAACACCGCUACAGCACCAGUCGGUCAGCUUCUACUGCGCCGGCGCGGAAAAAAGUUUCUCCCACGUCGACGCAGACGGCAAAGUGCGCAUGGUCAACGUCUCGGGAAAAAUCGCGACGGUUCGCAGAGCCACCGCCAGAGCGAGCGUCAGAGUCGGCCACGAAAUCGCCACCUUGAUCAAGGAGAACAACGUAAAAAAAGGCGACGUGCUGAGCGUAUCGCAGAUGGCCGGGAUAUUGGCCGCGAAAAAGACGGCCGACAUCAUCCCGCUCUGCCACAACAUCCCUCUCACCGGCGUCGAGGUGACGGUGCAACUCGACAACGUGCUGAAGCGAGUGCUGAUCGAGGCGACGGUCGAGUGCGAGGGUAAAACGGGAGUGGAAAUGGAAGCUUUGACGGCCGCCGCCGUUUCGGCUCUCACGGUUUACGAUAUGUGCAAGGCCGUCACCAAGAACAUCACCAUCGGUGAUAUUCAUUUGGAACCUAUUUAUUAUGCUCGACAUGAGAAAGUCGCAGCCAGCGAACUGUCGUACAUAAAAAUAAAAAUAAUCGAGUUGCUGCUAAAACAAACACAAUUCGGCGUAGGUGAGGACAAAAAGGGAAUACAGAAGUUGGUGUCACUUGGAGUGGUGCAAGAUUACUAUGCUCUUCACACAGGAACCAUUCAGUACGAGUAUUGGCACAAUGAUGAUCUACUGAAUGAUAGAACCGUACGAAACCUUAUUAUCUUACCACCACUAUUAUAUUAUGAAUAG
Molecule: messenger RNA, 4221 nt
Organism: Brassicogethes aeneus
Lineage: Eukaryota; Metazoa; Arthropoda; Insecta; Coleoptera; Nitidulidae
Source: the annotation of a GenBank genome assembly